GUCUGUGUGCAUUCAUGCACGGACACAUAACCCAUGUCAUCUAUGAGCCUUGCCAAUGGCCCCAACUCAGAACUGGGUUUAGGUAGGUUUCUAAAAAUGAGGUUUGGCCACCAGGCUGGGAGUGGAAAGUGGGCAUUUGUAUGUUAUCCCCCAUGUUUUGGGGAAGACAGCUAGGACAUGUCUGACUUUUGAGAGGCUCCAAAGCCAUCUUGCUGGCAGUGCCCUCUGCAGCUGACAUCCAGGACCUUGGGCCAGGCCCGGGGGGUUGGGCCCAGGGUGUGAGCUAGUGCUGUGGGGCAGCUGGGGAUCCCAGUCCUGCCUUUGUCUGGGCUCUAGGUUUGAGCUGUUGAGUGAAGGUUCUCUGCAUGCUCUGGAAAUGGACUCCCUGUAUCUGACUAAGUACCUCCCGCUUGAAUGCUUCUCCCACAGAGCAGCACCAGUUCUGAUGUGGGGAGAGAUGGCAUGGACACUGUUCCCAUCUAGGCUACAAGCUGCUGUCUAGUUUGUGUGGGUGAGCAGGUGGGAGGGCAUGAGUGCAGAUUGGAUGUUUGGGUUGUAUCUGAUGACUCUUUCCUUCACGUAGGGUCCCAGGUGUCCCAUUAUAGCUUUCUAAGACCAAAAGGGAGAGGCGGGGAGGCCAAGGGCUGGCCCGGACACGGGUGCUGUAUGAGCACAUGCUUUGCAUUUACCCCGCAGGCCAUCUCAAUGGUGUAUUCUUUCCUUACCCCGUCCCAUCUUUCCUGACUCGUGUCCUAAUUACCUACAAGUCUAGGAACGACAAACUCUGAGCCAGCCACUUGUCAUCUCACCUUUAAUGCCUGGUCCACUGCUCUGGGUUCUGUGGUUUUGUCGGCAGGGAGAACUUACAUGUGUUUGCUACUGGAGCUCCAAGUAGAAACCCUACAUUUUUGCCCUGUGUAUUUGCCAGGCCUGGCCUGAGGCCAGUGGGACCAGGCCCUUUGGGUGUACUGACUGUGGGGCCGUAGAAGAGAAAAGGCCACAGUGCCAUCCAGAUGGAGCUUUCACCCAUGACCAAGAUGUCUCUGUUAUGAGCCUCCCCUCCCGAGGGUUCUGGGCCACUGACACGGUGCAGUUGACCUUGGCGUUCCCCGGAGCCAGGCACCUAGGCAGCCGGGACCUGUGUACCGGCCGAGGCUGUGCACUCCUGUGGCUGUGCACACACUGCUCUCUCCCCCCAGGAACCAGGGCCGGCCAAGAUGGCUGUCACCAGCAGCAGCAGCAUUCCCAGUGCUGAGAAGGUCCCCACCACCAAGUCUACACUCUGGCAGGAAGAAAUGAGGGCCAAGGACCAGCCUGAUGGGAGCAGCCUCAGUCCAGCUCAGAGUCCCAGCCAGAGCCAGCCUCCUGCUGCCAGCACCCUGAGGGAACCCGGGCUGGAGAGCAAAGAUGAGGAGAGCACCAUGAGCAGCGACCGCAUGGACUGUGGCCGCAAAGUCCGGGUAGAGAGCGGCUACUUCUCCCUGGAGAAGACCAAGCAGGACUUGAAGGCCGAGGAGCAGCAGCUGCCCCCGCCGCUCUCCCCUCCCAGCCCCAGCACCCCCAGCAACAGGUAUAGUGGCCCCGGACCGCCCUCCCAGGAGCUUGGUCAUCCCCUUCCUUCCCCAGGUUCUCGAACCCCCAGCCGAAUGGUCUGCAGCAGCUCCCUUGGCUCCCUGGAUGUGGCCAGCCGGCCCCCCGCCCGCAUGGACUCCGGCAGCGCUGGGGGGCGGGGAGCAGAGACACCCGGGCGCACCUUUGCCUUUAAAGCCAGCAGGCAGUAUGCCGCCCUGGCCGACGUCCCUAAGGCCGUCAGGAUCAGCCACCGAGAAGCCUUCCAGGUGGAGAGAAGGCGGCUGGAGCGUAGGACUCGGGCCCGGAGCCCUGGCAGGGAAGAGGUGGCCCGUCUGUUUGGCAGCGAGAGGAGGUAAGGAGGGGGUUAUAGGGCCACACGUACCACGGACAUACUCCGCCGCUUUACGCAGUCUCUCGUGUACACUCCUAUUCUCCCUUACACAUACACACUCACACUGUCUGUGUUCUUGUACGUGCUUUUUGCACUCUUCCCAGAAACACACACACUUUGACAUACACAUUUCCGCAUUCCCUAAGCCUUCCUCGGGGGAGUGCACUUGUCCUCCCUUUCUGUUCAGAGCACGUGUGGAAGGUUUCCCUUUUGACCCUGGACUCUGGUCACGCAACUCGCAGCCCCUGGUAGCCAGAAGCGUAGCAUCUCGGGACUCUUAGACACCUAGGCCAGAGGCCAGCUGCUUCCUGUGAGUGACUCCUGGCACUGAGACCUUAAGGGCCCCUGGGCAUGUUCUCAGCCACCUGGGCCUUGUGUAGCUGGAUCUUUUCCUUCCUGGCCCAUCUCUGUCCUCUGAGAUGACCGUGGGGGCAGGAAGAGCCUGGAGAAGCGGAUGGUGGCAGAAGCUCCCCUUGCCCUUCCAGUCUUAGGCAUGGGUGAAGGGCAUGGAAGGCGGUGGGGUGGGCAGCACAGGGAAGCCGGGCAGCCUCUGACACUCCCGGGCGCCCUGAAGCAUCACUGCAUCCAGGCUUGGCUGGAAUGUGAGAUGGGGAGGCUGACAGAACCACAGCUUCCUGGAGAGACACAGGGUUCAGAGAGGGAACCUAGGACAGGGACUGGGACAGAGGCGUGGAUCUCAUCUGUGGUCUGAAGAGAGGAGGGCUCUGUCCUCCCUUCUGGUUCCACUGGCCCUGUGCUUCCCAGAGAGCCGGGGAGAGAGCUGGGUUCCAUCUCUGAGGCCCUGGCCUGGACCAGAGCGCUCGAGUGCCCCCUUCUUUUAGGAGCUUCCGUCGGAGUCUGUAAAUGGAGCCUUUGCCCUGACAACAGGGUUCUCACCCAGGUUCAGGGGUGAACUGCCUAAGGUCCAUGAACCCCUCUAAAUGAUUUGAGAGUCCAUGUGUACGUUUUUCUGAGAAAAGAAAAACCAUAAUUUUCAUUAGAUUCCCAAAGAAACUCACUUUUUGGAAAAAAAGAUUCAGACCUAAAUUCCAAAAGCAUUCCCAGAGUGUCCUCUCCACCCUCCUGAAGCCUAAGUAAAGCUCAGAGUUGGGGCAUGCUGUGGGGACGGGGCAGGGGGGCGACGGGCUUCCCCUGUCAAGGGGCCACCUGCGAGCAGGAUGCCUUUCCCAAUACACACCUACUCUCCUAAAGCCCCAGGUGGAAAGGACCUGUGCACUUGGGCGUCCACCUCCAGAAUAAGGAGGAGCUGCCCAGAGUUGUUGGUCUUAAGAAGAGAAAGAAACAGAUGUGCCUGAUUCCUAGGCAGAGGGAGAGGGAAGCUGACCUAGUGCCUGGGAGGUGACCUCCAAGCACUUGGCUGUCUUCUUGUUUGGUCAAUAACCCCGAGAGCUCCUGUGUCCAAUCCCAGUGUGUGGUUGUGGAGAUGAGGCCUCAGAAGCGGGGAGACUCCUCGAGGCAACAGCCGGGUGCAGCAGAGCCAGGACGCACCUCCCCGCUGGGCCUUUUACUGGGAAGACCCCGCUCCCAUGAUGUGACCCAGGAGGGGGCUGAGGCUGUCCUUUAAGCAACUAAGUGGAGGGGCUUGCCAGAGACUUAGAAGGCCUGUGGGCCAGGGCGGGGGAGGCUUCACACUGGCUGGCGGGCAGGCGAUGGGUCCUGGAGGCUCCUGGGUGGGCAGCUAGGCCCUGGUGUAGCGGCAGACCAAAGAAUUAACAUUCAGCACACCUGCUUGGCUUCAGACUUGUUCUUGUCUAGUCGCCUGGGGUAGAUGGCAUCUCCAGGGCUUUACUUUCUGCAUGUUCCUCGCCACCACAGAGAUGGGUUUUCACCGGGUCCUGGCACCCCACCAGCUCUGCAUCCUAACAUUGUAAUGUCACUUUCUUACCCUAAUGACAUCUGACUGGCUGCUGUCACUUUGCAAGGCCUGCGCCCUGCUCCCAAGUAGCCUUCCCUGUGCGUGAUUGGAGUCCCAGAUCCUGGUUGAAUAGAGCAGAGCCCCGUAUUGGCAGGACGUCUGCCGCGGCUAUCCGGAGUGGCAGCCGAGCCAGGCCUGCCCAGGAGCCAGGCUUGGGGGACAGGGGGGGCCGGUCUCCUGACAAGGAAGCCUUUAUGGGCCAAUCUGCUCUGCUCUUGACGUUUGCUCCAGAGCUUUUAGAAUGUUUCUUGGGUGCUGAGUCACUGCUGAAGCAGCCUGCGGAGGCCAUGGCCCUUGUCGAGUUCCUGGUGACUGACACCACGACCGGCUCCUGUGCGGUCCUCACAGCCCCUCAGCUGGGAACCUGGGGAGGUGAGGCAGGGCAGCGGGGCCAGUGCCCCCUUUCUGUGCUGUCCGCCAGCCCAGGGAGCCAUUUGCGGCCGCACAUGCAGUACCUCAAGGGAGCCAGUAUACAGACUGCUCACUCACUUUGCAAACUAAGUGGGCUGACGGGCCCAAUUUGCUUUCCUCAUUGGACUCCUCUCUUGGCAGCCCUGGCAGGUCUGCAGCAUGCGAGUUGCACAGGACUCGGUGGAGCACUUGUUCCACAUGGCCUUCCCGCGGCUUUCUAGGCCCCACGGUCAGUUGGAGGGGCUCUCAUUCUGCAAAUGACGGUGCCUAGGUCUGUACGUGGGCCUGGAACCUUCCCCAAACCCUCUAGGAUGGUGGGGCACACGGCGUCAUCUUCCCGAGCAGGCUGAGCGCUGACAGGAGCUUCCUGUGGUUCUCUGAGCUUCCCGCGCUCACCACGCACACCCUCUGCUGCGGCUGCGCUCCCUCAGCCUAACUGCAGGUCGGCCUGGGAACAAGCUCUGUUCCUGGAGAAGAUUCUGCAGAAGCUUAGGGCUCCAGAGCUCCUGCUUUGUGUGUAAGCACAGAGAUGAGCAGGGGGCCCAGCAGCCCCGAGACUUCUACCCUUGGUCUUUGGCCUUCUUUGAUGAAGAAACCCUAAGAUCCGUUUUUACUAGUAACCUUUCCUGAAUAAAAGCUAGUCUCUUGGCAGGGUCUCAGGAUUUGAGCCCAUUUCCUCUUUUUCCUUAUAGAGUUAGAUAUUAGUCUUCAGUUAGAUUUUAAUCUUGGGCUCAGGGGCCCUUCACUUGCUUCCCGUUGAUUCUGAAUGCAAGCAAAACCCUUCCUGUGAGGUGACCUUGGGGAGCUUGCCUGGGUGUCCCUGGGAGGACAGGCCUCUGGUGUGGUGACAUGUUAAUGUUGUAAAAAAAAAAAACAAAAACAAAAUUCAACUGAGUAAAUUCUGAACAUCUUAUUGGCUUUA
Leptonychotes weddellii (Weddell seal) is the source of this 5232-nucleotide messenger RNA. The record is from RefSeq and is a predicted model, not a curated record. NCBI's taxonomy places the organism in Eukaryota, Metazoa, Chordata, Mammalia, Carnivora, Phocidae.